AUGCCGACUGCUAUAGUCACAGGAGCCUCCCAGGGAAUCGGACGUGCAAUUGCCUUGCGUCUAGCUGAUGAUGGUUUUGACGUGACGUUAAACAGUCUGAAAUCCGAAAUUGAAUGCAAAGGACGGAAGUCUGUUAUCGCCAUCGGUGAUGUCAGUCUUGAGAAGGAUGUAGAAAGCAUCAUCUCCACAUCCGUCGAGGCUCUCGGUAACUUGACUGUAGGUUAUCUGUGCUACGGCUUCUGGGGUUCUUCUAAUAGGUCACAGGUCAUGGUUGCCAACGCCGGAAUAAUUCUCAACAAGCGCAUGAUGGACAUUACACCUGAUGAUUGGGACAGAAUCCAAGCUGUUUCAGACCGGUAUCAUCACAUCCAAAAUAAUAUUGCGCCUCGAGGAAGAUCUAACCAAGAAAUAAUCAAGCAACCAACUGCAAUUGCUUAUUCGGUCAGCAAGUGGGCUGUCAGAGGACUCACUCAAGCUACAGCUCUUGAGCUCGCAACCCAUCAAAUCAACUCUUGCGCUAAGGACUGGCAGAUGUGGGAUGAAAUCGACGACAGUUACUCCAGUGCUUUGGGAAUCCCGAAGGGGGAAGCCUUUAGAAUGGCGGUAGAGCAGCGCGCCGCUAUGAAGAAGCCAUCGACCCCGGAAGACAUUGCUGGCUGUGUAAGCUUCCUGGCUGGUAAGGACUCAAACCUGAUAACAGGACAAAGUGUUAUCAUUGACGGCGGUAUGAGCCCCAAAUUCUUACAACUGCGUCAUUUUCUCUGUCUAACCGACGGUUCAGGUAUCCAAUUCUGUUAA
Messenger RNA from Penicillium verhagenii, 798 nucleotides. Its product is annotated as acetoin reductase. Gene Ontology annotation, molecular function: oxidoreductase activity, acting on the CH-OH group of donors, NAD or NADP as acceptor. The transcript is spliced from 6 exons. Bases 1 to 798 code for a protein of 265 amino acids. NCBI's taxonomy places the organism in Eukaryota, Fungi, Ascomycota, Eurotiomycetes, Eurotiales, Aspergillaceae. The record is from RefSeq and is a predicted model, not a curated record.